Molecule: messenger RNA, 5980 nt
Organism: Cavia porcellus (domestic guinea pig)
Lineage: Eukaryota; Metazoa; Chordata; Mammalia; Rodentia; Caviidae
Gene: Socs6
Product: suppressor of cytokine signaling 6
Exons: 4
Coding region: 612-2219 (535 amino acids)
Biological process (GO): protein ubiquitination; regulation of growth; phosphatidylinositol phosphate biosynthetic process
Cellular component (GO): phosphatidylinositol 3-kinase complex
Molecular function (GO): 1-phosphatidylinositol-3-kinase regulator activity
Source: RefSeq, a predicted model, not a curated record
GCGGCCCGGGUCUCCGCGGCCUCCGUGCUCGGGCUGAGGCGCCGCGGCCGCGCGCCCUCCCGGGGAGGAGGAGGAGCCGCUGGAGGAGGGCCGAGCGCAGCAGUCGCGCCGGCGCUGGGCGAGGAGCGGAGCCGGCCGCCGGCAGCCUCUUGAGUUGGAUAAAGAAAAGAAAAAAAGGAUAGGAUAUCUCUGAACGCCUGGAAGCAAACAGUGCUGUGAACAUCAGUAAACCUUAAUGAUAUCACUAUGACACCCAGAAAUUUUCUAGAAGUUGAAAGAGAGAAGUAGUAUGUGAUAGCUGACACCUCUUUGGCUAGAACUACUCAUAAAAGCCCAUAAGGAAGCCAGGAAAUGUGGACCACCAGAAGGAGGGGCGCUAAGCUGUGAUUGGCUGUCAUGAUUGGCUGUCAUGAUCGGAGAUAACAUUGGUCUUGGAAUUUUGUCCACCUCUCAGUGUUACUCUGGAACUUGGUGCUACUUACUUCCCAGAAAAUGGCUCCAAAAGUUAAAUGAAGCUGAAAAAGCCACGUAGAUGCAGCAUUGAAGCCUCUCCAGAUGUUUGGGGAUAAUAUUCCAGAAAGAAAUUGGUCUUUGUAGAUUAACUAGUCAUAAUGAAGAAAAUUAGUCUGAAAACCUUCCGGAAAUCUUUUAACUUGAACAAAAGUAAAGAAGAAACUGAUUUCAUGGUAGUACAACCACCAUCAAUAGCCAGUGACUUUGGAAAAGAUGAGGCCUUGUUUGGUAGCUGCUAUGGUAAAGAUAUCGCCAGCUGUGACAUCAACAGUGAAGAUGAAAAAGGUGGAAAAAACAGAUCAAAAAGUGAGAGCCUUAUGGGUACACUAAAAAGGCGACUUUCUUCUAAGCAGAAGCCAAAGGGCAAGGGCAGCACACCGUCAGGAAGCUGUGCUGACGAAGACACCUUCUCCUCCUCCUCAGCCCCCAUCGUCUUCAAAGAUGUGCGAGCGCAGAGGCCCAUCAGGUCCACUUCCCUCCGCAGUCAUCACUACAGCCCCACACCCUGGCCUCUCCGGCCCACAAACUCCGAGGAGACUUGCAUCAAAAUGGAGGUGAGAGUCAAAGCCUUGGUUCACUCUUCCAGCCCGAGCCCUGCAUUGAAUGGUGUUCGAAAGGAUUUUCAUGAUCUUCAGUCUGAAACUGUAUGCCAAGAGCAAAAUAAUUCUCUUAAGAGUUCUGAUUCUCCCAAUGGAGACUUGCAUCUCCACCUGGAUGAACAUGUGCCUGUAGUUAUUGGACUUAUGCCUCAGGACUACAUUCAGUAUACCGUGCCUUUAGACGAGGGGAUGUAUCCUUUGGAAGGAUCGCGUAGCUAUUGUCUGGACAGUUCUUCACCCAUGGAGGUCUCUGCAGUGACUCCUCAGGUGGGAGGGAGCUCUUUUGCUGAAGAUGAGAAUCAGGUAGACCAGGAUCUAGUCGUUGCCCCAGAGAUCUUUGUGGAUCAGUCUGUGAAUGGUUUGUUGAUUGGCACCACCGGAGUCAUGUUGCAGAGCCCCAGAGCGAGUCAUGAUGAUGUCCCUCCACUUUCACCUUUGCUACCUCCAAUCCAGAAUAAUCAAAUCCAAAGGAACUUCAGCGGACUCACUGGCACAGAUGCCCAUGUGGCUGAAAGUAUGCGUUGUCAUUUGAAUUUUGAUCCUAACUCUGCUCCUGGUGUUGCAAGAGUUUAUGACUCUGUACAAAGUAGCGGUCCCAUGGUUGUGACAAGCCUUACAGAGGAGCUGAAGAAACUUGCUAAACAAGGAUGGUACUGGGGGCCCAUCACACGCUGGGAGGCAGAAGGGAAGCUAGCAAAUGUGCCAGAUGGUUCUUUCCUUGUUCGGGAUAGUUCUGAUGACCGUUACCUUUUAAGCUUGAGCUUUCGUUCCCAUGGUAAAACACUUCACACUAGAAUCGAGCACUCAAAUGGUAGAUUUAGCUUUUAUGAACAACCAGAUGUGGAAGGACAUACAUCUAUAGUUGAUCUAAUUGAGCAUUCAAUCAGGGACUCUGAAAAUGGAGCUUUUUGUUAUUCAAGGUCUCGAUUGCCUGGAUCUGCAACUUACCCUGUCAGAUUGACCAAUCCAGUGUCUCGAUUCAUGCAGGUGCGCUCUUUGCAGUACCUGUGUCGUUUUGUUAUACGUCAGUAUACCAGAAUAGACUUAAUUCAGAAACUGCCUUUGCCGAACAAAAUGAAGGAUUAUUUACAGGAGAAGCACUACUGAAAGAUUGAGAACCUUGCAUCUUGCACUUUGGGAAAAAAAAAAAAGAAAGAAAUUGAAAUACAGUUUACAAACUUUCAUUGCCGUCAAAAUACUUUGCUGCCAUAACUAUUUUAGUUCUGUGUGUAACAGUCACCAGUUUUUUAGGGGUGGGGAAGUGUCUGCGAGUUGUCUUGGGUCUAUUUUGGUUCUUUCAAAAGGGAUAUCUUGAGGUUCUAGAAGUGUGAAUUAUCUUUCAUUAAUGUGCAGAUUAAUCAUAAUGUGAAUGAUCAAAUUCUUAUUGCCCCCCCCAGUCCUUUGCUGCUAUCCACUGUGAUUUUUAUGCAUUAAAAGCACAUUUCAUGUGUAUUCAACCCUAAGUGAAGUUGAAUGAAGCUUAUAGAAUGAAAAUUGCUUUGUCUUUUUAAGUGACUCAUUUUGAGAAGAUAAUGUUGAAUAAACGUGUAAUAAAACAAUUUACAUAUACAUUGAAAAUGAUUUUUUAAAUUUCAUCUUUAAAAAGAUUUUGAUUUAUGAAUUGACAUAAUCUUGGUUAAUGGAAUGCAAAUUUGCAACAUAUCUUUUACAACACUUUUCUAAAUUAUUUUUAAGGUAGUGCUAUUUUUUUUUGUUGUUGUGAAAACCUGAAUUUUUCUGUUGCCUUCAUUUUCAUCUUGUGGUUUGUGUAUUUUAAUAAAUGGCCUUACAUUAAAAAAUUGUAAUAUAAACCACCAGUUUAGAAAUUGUUGCCUUUUCUGUCAUUAAACUCGGGUACAAAUUGGCAUAAAGACCUGUGGAACUAGACCUAUCACUAUCACUACAGAAAUAUCUGAUGAUCAUGGUUUCCUGAGAUAGGGCUUUUGUGUUGUGUGUACUUUCUUUUGGUUAAAUGUUUUAUCUGCAGUUUCUUUAGUCAACAUUUUGGGGUGAACCUGAUUGUACAACUAAUUUUUAUAAAUGACUGGAUUCUUUUAUAACAUUAAAAUUUUAGGUCGAUUUGAAUGUAUAAAAGAUUGUUUUAAAGUUGGAUUUAAUUUUUUUUUUAAUGUAGUUAGUAUUGUGCUAGAUUUGUACACUUCUUGAUAAAAAAACAACCCUUAAUGAGUUUAGCUGAAAAAUUCUGGGAAUUGUGCAGCAUCAUGUCAGAAAAAUACUAAGCCCACAUCAGAUAUAUGGAAAUUUUGUUUCCUGUGAGAUAUAAGAACAGGGUUUUUGUUUUUAAGUUAGCUGCAUUUUAAGAAAUUUGACAUCUCUGGUGUUUUACCCCCUAGAUUCAUCAUUGAGAUGUUAUAUCUAAUAAUCUUUAAAUGCAGAACAUUCGUUUAUUUCACAGUUACGUAGUGUAGUAUCUUAGGAUUGUUCUGUUCAGAAAAUGUUUCCAGCUACACAAGUUUUAAAGGACAAUAAUUCCAUCCUAGAUGAACAUGUAAUUUGUGAUGUUUCUUCCUUUGUCAAAAUGUUUCUUCCUUUGUCCUUUUAUCCCUCCUUAUUUUUAAAGAAAUUAAAUGUUUUCCCCUUCUUAAAAAUCAGGGUGGAAGUAUUCGGUCAAAAUUACUGGCUUUUAUCUUACAAACAUAUCUGUGUUCUCAGUUUUUUUCUGUAUUUGCUUUUUAGGAUCAGAACUGAGAUGUUGCCAAGAAAAGGCACAAUGCCAUAAUAUCACAGUGUUAUGAUAUUUUGACCUAUAAGGGGAAAGGGACUUAAUUUUGGUGGGAUGUUGACUGUGUCUUGUUAUAAAGUCUACUUUUUCAUUUUGUGAUGUUUUCACCUAAUGAGGUAAAAUAGAGUAUACUAUAAUAAUAUAAUUUAAGUGUUCACUAUAAGCUAUUUGGAUUAAGAACUAUUGCAGAGUUGUAAGCUUGUUAUCAAAUUAAUGCAAGACAUUUAAUUUUUUUUGCAAAACUAUUUAUUUUUAAGCAAUUUAAAAUAUGUGUAGGGUGAGUGGAAUGUCCCUAUGCAUCUGUGUGAGAUGGCAGGUGUUGUCACAGAGUUUCUGUGUAGUAACGGUAAAUGUCAGGCUAGUGUCUCUGCAUAUCCUCCUGGGAGUGACUGCUGCACAGUCUCUGGACUGCCUCCACCUGUCUCACAUGGGUGCAACUUGGUCCCUGCAUUUUCCCAUGAUAGCAUACAUUUAAGAUCUACCCAUUUAAUUCCAAGAUUAUUCUUACUUUCAUCUGUGAGUUUUAAAAUACAGUUUUAAAGACUGUAUUUUCUAUUUUUUGAAUGGCAAGUGCUGAUACCGUUCUAAUUUAUAAAGCAAAUCUUUGAUGUGCUUGUCCAUAUUCAUAAUAUAAAAUAUCUUAGUGUGCCCUUUUCUAAUCCAAUUAUUAGGUUCUGAUGAUAUUUGCCAAAAAGUAAAUUGACAAAUAGAUAUGUCCAAAAUUUUCUGAGUUUGUGUAGAGAGGCAGACAACUGACAGUAAGUACAUCAGAAUGUGAAAGAUUGGCUUUAUGUGAUACAUCGACAGCCUGGUAAAGUACGGAAAUGGAGAAGAAUCAUCCUGUAGCUUUGCUAGAUGCAAUUUGGUUAAAUUUUGGAUUUUGUUGAAAGGUAACUUAGAUGAUAUGAACAGAAUCUGUAAGUGAUUCUUAAAUACAUACUUUUAAAAAGCUGAGUUUAAGGAAAAAUCGGGAAAGCUGUAUCUGUUUGCCACAAUAAAUGAAUCUGGUUUUUUUUAAAUCAGAUACUUCAUCAAAAUAAUGAUGGAGGCUGGAAGCUAUUUUGAGGUUUAUUAGGACACUAUUUAUGCAUUUUCUUAAUUCAUAAGAAAGCUGUAGAAAGUACUUGAAAAAUACCUUACUCUUCUCCUUGGUGCAAUAACCUCUAAAAAUUUAGAAGAUCACGUAUUUUAUCACAGGAAACGAUCAUAGAACUAAAAAUAGUUUUAAGGAAACCAGCUACACAGGACAACCCUCUUGCUAUUGAAGAAAAUCUUGUGCCAAAAGGCUAAAUCAUUGGCAUGUAGGAAAAAAACACAAAGUAGACAUUAUGUUUUCUGAGCCAGUAAUGUUGAAACAAGAUGAAAGUCACUAAAAAUCUUAAAUAGAUUUAUGCAAGUCUCUGCUAGUGCUGUAAGUCUAUCUUUUUAACAGUGCUUUCAGGAAUGCCAAUUUUGAUUACCUUCUCAUUGUACAUGAAGUAAUUGCUUUAUGACUUAUUCAAAAUAAUACAUUUUGAUUUAAACUUUAAUUGCUUUUCAUUGACAAUGAAGUAUUAAUUUGAAAAUGAAAUUACACUACCAGCAAUAGAUAAUUUUGUUGAAUACUCUAGUAAGGAACAAAAGCCAGUUCCAUAAAUAACUAAAAUUCUAAAGGUAUUGGUACGUUAGUAAUCACAAAUUUGGUUUCUUUUAAUACUUUUUUAAUUCUAUAAAGAGGUUUUUUAUAAACAUCCUUUUUAUUGAUGAGUCAUAACAUGGCAAAAGUAUGUAGUUGCUGUUUCUGAAAACUGAUCGAAACUCUACACUCAGAGGUGGUAGGAAAUUCUUACAGAAUUUUGUAAUAGUAUAUAUGUUGGGUUAUAGAAAUUUCAUAGUUGUUGGAGUGCCAUGAAAUUAAUACUUGCAAUCCAGAUUGCUGUAGUUUACACUUUUUCUGUAUGUUUCAAAUCAGGUGUGUACCAUUUGUACUGAGAACACCACAGAAUGAACUAUCCAAAGUCCAUUGAUUUUAAUAUGUGUUGGUUUGUAAACAAAUUAUAGUAAUUUCUUGCACAUUUUGGGGAAAUUAUAUAAGAAUUUAUCUGCUUCUAGAUACAAUGUGUAAAUAAAAAUUUCAUUCACAAGA